AUCUUGUCCUUCAUCAAAACUCUUCGUCCAUCUCAAAAGACAACAGCCAGCCAACAAACACUCUCUCCCUCCCUCUCUCUCUCUCUGUCUCUUCUUCUUCUCUCUCUCACAGAAUCCAAAGGUUAAAACCAACAACAGAACAACCCCGAAAAAAAAGAAAAGAAAACAGAGAGCCCUGCCUUCAGCCACUUCCCUCCACCGCCCCUAAAAAAAUAAAGUUUCAAUCUUUACUAUAUCGCACACACUGCAAAAAGAUCCCCAUUUGCUCAAUCUCCAUUUCCCCACACGUCAUUUCUGUUUCUUUCUUCCUCUCCCCCAAAAAAUGGAUGUCUGGUCUCCUUCUGUCGCCAUGGAUGACGAGUUUGAGAAGCUCCUUAUUCGUAUGAACCCCCCAAGGGUCACCGUUGAUAAUGCUUCGAGCCGGAAAGCCACCUUGAUUAAGGUUGACAGUGCUAAUAAACAUGGGAGUUUGUUGGAAGUGGUACAGGUUCUCACUGAUCUCGAUCUCAUCAUUCGCCGAGCUUAUAUUUCUUCCGACGGCGAAUGGUUCAUGGAUGUAUUUCAUGUCACGGAUCAGAAUGGGAAUAAGCUAUCCGAGGAUGAUGUUGCCGACAGAAUUCAACAGUCACUGGGACCAAGAUCAAGAAGCAGCUUUCGAUCCCUUAGACGAUCAGUAGGCGUAGUCCAGUCAGCAGACGAGAACACAACGAUUGAGUUGACAGGAAGGGAUCGACCCGGUUUGCUAUCAGAGGUGUUUGCAGUUCUUGCAGACCUCAAGUGCAAUGUGGCUGCAGCAGAGGUCUGGACACACAAUUCCAGGAUGGCUUCGGUAGUUUACAUCACCGACGAGGCUACUGGGGCACCCAUCGACGAUCCAGAUAGGCUUGGGAAGAUCAAGCAGUUGCUGUUGUAUGUGCUGAAGGGGGAUAGAGAUUGGAGGAGUGCUAAUACUGAGGUUUCGGUGGGGUGUACUCAUAAGGACAGGAGGCUCCAUCAGAUGAUGUAUGCUGAUAGGGAUUAUGAUGUGGAGGAGGAUGUGGAUUCUGCGAAUGGGAAUAGGCCACUUGUCAAUGUGGAGAAUUGUUUGGAGAAGGGGUACACGGUUGUGAACUUGAGGUGUCGAGAUAGGCCUAAGCUGCUGUUUGAUACGGUUUGCACGCUGACUGAUAUGCAGUAUGUUGUUUAUCAUGCCACCAUCAUUGCUGAAGGAUCAGAGGCUUAUCAGGAAUUCUACAUCAGGCACAUGGAUGGAUCUCCAAUUAGCUCAGAAGCAGAAAGGCAAAGGGUGAUCAAUUGCUUGGAAGCUGCAAUAAAGAGAAGAACAUCUGAGGGGAUUAGAUUAGAACUCUGUUGUGAAGACAGAGUUGGCCUGUUAUCAGAUGUGACUCGGAUCUUCAGAGAAAACGGUCUCUCUGUGAGUCGAGCAGAGGUAAGUACCAGAGGCGACCAAGCAGUGAAUGCCUUCUAUGUGACUGAUGCAUCAGGACACCCUACAGUGAAGACUGAGACAAUCGAGGCGGUAAGGAAAGAGAUCGGUCUGGCGAUCCUUCGAGUGAAGGAGGAAGCUUACUUGAGUUCCCCACCGGCUCAAGAAAGUGGCAAGUUCUCUCUCGGUAACAUCUUUCGAUCAAGAUCAGAGAAGUUUCUGUAUAACCUGGGCUUGAUCAAGUCUUGUACUUGAGUAGUUUAAGUGGGGUUUUUAGGGUUCUGUAAAUGGCUCUGCUGGUGAGAUUCUGGGAAGUUAGCUGCAGUUACUAGAUGUUGUCUAGGUCUUUUCUUUGGAGGGGUCAAUUGGUAGUUGAUCUUGGUUCAUAAGCCUCAUGAAAUCACCUCUGUAAAGCUGUUUUCUCUUUCUGUUCUUUUGUAAAUAGCUUUUGUUUUCCUUUAGCCUACUUGAGUCCAAAUGGGUCAACUGUAAAUUGGACACAAUCAUUGUUUCAACUAGAGCAAGGAUGUUCAUUAGUUCAAUCUGUUGUGUUUUCCCUACUCCUGGAAGAUUUGGUGAAGAUUGUUGUGGCUGAAAAUGAAGUUUUUAAAAAAAC
Linum tenue is the source of this 2042-nucleotide messenger RNA. The record is from the annotation of a GenBank genome assembly. Lineage: Eukaryota; Viridiplantae; Streptophyta; Magnoliopsida; Malpighiales; Linaceae.